Messenger RNA from Symbiodinium necroappetens, 2268 nucleotides. NCBI's taxonomy places the organism in Eukaryota, Dinophyceae, Suessiales, Symbiodiniaceae. The record is from the annotation of a GenBank genome assembly.
AUGCUUGCAGACCCUAGAAUAGCUGAGAAGAAGAUGCCCAUCUUGCACGGGUUCCUCAACAAUAAGGUUGAUCAGCCAGCAGCUUCGCCACCCCAGGAGACAAUGCAGGCACUAGUUCUGGAUCGCAUCACCGACAGGCCGUGGCAACUCUUUUCCUGCGACGCCCUCAAAGGCGAUGGGGUUGAGGAGGUGGGUCUACCGCUACUCACGUCCGAAUUGCGCAGUGAGACUGAUGUCAAAGUGCGACAUCCGUCUGGACCCGAUCUUCGCAUGCCUGGCAGCGAGGCCGCUGCUGAAGAUCGAACUCUGCAUGCAGGCACUUCGCUCCUGGUGGAAUUUGUGAUGAAAGAAGUUAGUGCAAGCAGGUUGCAGCGGUCUCCCAAGGAAUAUCCAUGUGACACACAUAGGUACCGGUGUGACCUUUGCCCUCUACCGAUGGACACUUCGCCGACGGAUCGAACCGUCGGUUGCCAUCAGAUGCUACAUGCAAGCCGUUCAGAACACCAGCCAGAGCGCUGCCUUCACCCAGCUUCCGGCAUGGUCGAGCCGGAUAAGGAAGCCCAAAAGCAGUCACGGGGCGCAGGAAAAGCCCAGGGCACAUCUCCAGCUGCUCCGCUGCAGGAGGGCGAUGCAGCUGCUGGAUCCGGCAAGGAUACUUCUGCGGAGGGCGAUGCUGCAGCCGGCUGUGAGGCGGUAUGGGCGACAGUCGAGGCCGUCGGGCCAUUCUUCCGAGCAUAUCCCGGACAGCCCGGGCACAGCGAGGCCGAAGCUGCUGGCGGUCAUGGUGCGGCCGAGGCCAUUUGGCCAGCUGCAGAAGCAGGACGUAGCAUCGGCUGGCAGAAAUCCAGCUGGACUUCUAACCUGCAUCUGUCUGUGCUUCGAACAGCCCUUGUCGUUGCCGUCACCAUGCUGUGGCGCAGUUCGGCAGGCGAGUCGGUGACCUGCACGUCUUGGACGACAGCAGCACCGGCUGAAUGCGAACGGAAAUCUGACGGAGGCAGCUCUAUGGGCGUGCGCCGAUCCAGCCCCUCAGGAUACCUAGGUUUCUGCAUGGGCCCGAAAGAGUCGGUGGCGAAGGCCGUGCAACAGCCCAACCUGGGCCUGUGUGGAGUGCAGAUACAAAGCGGUCGAGACCAGGAUCAUGAGUUCAAGGUUCUUCGGCUGCCUCGGUGUGGCCAGUGCAGCGCGCCGGAGUUCGAGCCGAACAUUGAGACGGAGCUGUCCUUCUCGAGCUCUGACAAGGCGGUUGGCAGCAGCAAGUCCAUCCUUCAGAGGAACAUCAUGGUCGCCAAGGCGGUGAUAAGUGACAUAUACCGUGACCUGGAAAGCCGCUGUGUGACGGAACAGCGGCAGUACGAGGACUCUGGCUCCAGCCCGUCGCAGCAGAAAUUCAACGUCUGGGCCACUUACACCAACAAGGCCCGCUUGCAGCACUUCGCAGCCGAGUCCCUCGCUUUCGUCCAGCGGAAUGCCGAAUGCAGGAGCCGCCUGCUCAAUGCCAAGCAGCUGCGGUUCCUCAUCAUGCUACAGCACCUUCUUAGCGAGGACUGCAGCGAUGCCAACCGGCCCGAAGCGCUUCGAAAACACCAGGACACCUUUGAAGGGAUCCUCACGGACAGUGUCAGCUCACAGCUGGUCGAGGAUGCGCAUCGCUGCGAGUUCUCCAUUGACGGCACCUCCUUCAGCUUGCAGGAUUUGCCUCACAUCGAUGCUGGCCUGGAAGAGAGGAAACACCGCAUAGUUCAGUUCCAAACGGAGCUGGUCCAGGCGUUGGAGACCUUUCUGCUGGGCUUCUGCAGCCGCAGAGGGCUGUCUGCUGGCGGGACAAAGAGACUCAUGCAGGCAGUGACCACCCAAAUGUCGCAGGCCGGCGUGGCGAACAUAGACCGUGGCUCCCAAGCUUCGAGGUACUUCGUGGGAUCUCAAGGUUUGGACCAACGAACGGCCUACAACCUCUCCACGAUGAUGUCGCCCAGCGGCGAGGCAUUGAAGCUCUCGAUUCUCUGCAUGAGAACGGGCUUCACCCAGUACCUGGACAAAGACGAGCUUCUCAAGUUGGCAGGUGUGCAGUAUCCAAGGCGGUGCAAGCCGGAAUCGUAUCUGUACCAGUAUGCAACGCUAUGCUUCUUCGUCGGUGCCCAGGUGGACAACUGCGAGAGCAUCAAUUGCACAGUGCUCGAUGCUCUGGACGAGGCCAACAUCAGUCCAGCACUCGCGGAAGAUGAAGAGGAGGUGAUUCUCGACGAAGCACGCCAGCAGGUUACAUGA